Molecule: messenger RNA, 1216 nt
Organism: Conger conger (European conger)
Lineage: Eukaryota; Metazoa; Chordata; Actinopteri; Anguilliformes; Congridae
Gene: atpsckmt
Product: fATP synthase c subunit lysine N-methyltransferase
Exons: 4
Coding region: 342-1028 (228 amino acids)
Biological process (GO): peptidyl-lysine trimethylation; regulation of mitochondrial ATP synthesis coupled proton transport; positive regulation of proton-transporting ATP synthase activity, rotational mechanism
Cellular component (GO): mitochondrion
Molecular function (GO): protein-lysine N-methyltransferase activity
Source: RefSeq, a predicted model, not a curated record
ACGGAACCUUCUAUAGUGAAGUUGUUUCAUGGGAGACAUUUUAUGUAGUUACACUGCGUUCAAACUGAUAAUAAUGUGCUGAUAGCAUGGAUGAUAGGUCAUGAAGAGGUUGUCCGUUUUAUAGUUUUUGACACUGUUUGUGGCCUACUGUUGAAAUGACAACAUACUUUUAACUUAGCUAGUUGUAAUGUCCGUGGUAAUCACGCUGCCAGUAGCUGACGAACGGAUAGGGAAAGAUGUUGCCGAUAAACCGCUAGUCAUAGUCGUGUUUGCGCGUUUUUUCCCAAAUUAUACUUGUUUUCUAAAUACGAAUUAGUGCUAACGUUACCUGUGUAACCAAUAUGUCAGAACAUGAUCGGGGGAAUAUUCUGGAGAAGCGGAUGCAAGUAACCAGUGGACACGAUGGCAGUAACAAAAAACGCUGGGGUCUGAUUGCAACAGGAAUUGUUGGGGGGUCACUGGUUGCACUUUAUGCAAUUGCGACACCUUUUGUCACACCUGCGUUGAGGAAGGUGUGUCUGCCUUUCGUGCCUGCUACUCCAGCUCAGAUUGAGAAUGUUUUGAAGGUUCUGCAACAGGGAACGGGAACAUUGGUCGAUAUUGGAAGUGGUGAUGGACGAAUUGUGAUCGCAGCAGCGAAGAAAGGCUUUCGGGCUGUGGGCUUUGAGUUGAACCCGUGGCUGGUCUGGUACUCCCGAUACAGGGCGUGGAGGGAAGGAGUUAACCACAACACUGCAUUCUAUAUAUCUGACCUAUGGAAGGUCAGUUUUUCCCAAUACACCAAUGUUGUGAUAUUUGGAGUCCCCCAGAUGAUGGCCCAGCUGGAGGAGAAGCUUCAGGGAGAGCUCCAGAGCACAGCCAGAGUGGCAGCCUGCCGCUUCCCCUUUCCUACGUGGGCACCCGACCACACGGCUGGCGAGGGAAUCGACGCGGUGUGGGUGUACAAUGCAAAGUCCUUCAAAUCACUACAGGCAGGAAGCGAGCAGGGCAGGAGUACGAGUACAGAGCACACGGGCAGCGGAGGAUGAGACCCUGACCUUCCCAUUUACACCACUGAUGUGUCUCGCCGAGCGACUGAAAAUGUCGCCAGUUUGUCGAGGUCUGAUUUCUGUGUGAAAGACUGAGGCCACCAAGCCACAGAUAACAUUUCACUGGGGACAGGCAUAUCCCAUUGGACACAGAUUUUCUUUUUUUAUAUUAAAAUUAUUGAAACCUG